Molecule: messenger RNA, 2385 nt
Organism: Plasmodium coatneyi
Lineage: Eukaryota; Apicomplexa; Aconoidasida; Haemosporida; Plasmodiidae
Product: Gtp binding protein
Exons: 1
Coding region: 1-2385 (794 amino acids)
Molecular function (GO): GTP binding
Source: RefSeq, a predicted model, not a curated record
AUGAUUAAAAUUGCGUAUCAUCCUGGUGUAAAUAAUUUAUUUUCUCACAAAAAAGUGCAAAAGAAGAAGAACCUUUACCCUCUGGGUUAUUCCUCUCAUGUCCCCUUUUCAAAUGAACACAAUGAACUGAGAAAGAAAGUUUACCGUUUUAAAGUAUUCGUCCAGGAGGGGAAUUUGAGAAAUAAUUGCAGCGGUAAAAAUGGGCGACCUACACAUGUGGGUACCAAUCUAGACGAUCAAACAGACAAACAGCUGAGGGGAGCUCAAGACAAAUACUGCGCUAAGGAGACAACACUCGAAGAGGUGGAAAAUCAAAAUGGAUGUGCAGACGGUGGAGAAGAUGAAGAGAGGGAAAAAGGACACCAAAAGGAUGUCCAUUUUGUAAAUGAUAUGACCCAUGAGGGGGGAACCCCUCCGAAUGGUGACUCCCCAGAGUGUGCAUCCGUCCCUCAUGAGGUACAUGUGGGGUGGGCACAAGAUUGGCAACCUCAUAUAGGAGAUAUCUCAUCCGAGGAGGAGGGAGAGGGAGCGUUUUGUGAUAAGGAAGAAGAUUAUGCAAGCCAAAUGGGAAGCGAAGAAGAGGCACAGCAGGGCGAAGAAAGUGCCCAAUCAUAUGGAGAAGAAACCCCCGACCUUCAUGGCAAACCGCUGCGUGAACGGAAGGGAAAAAAGAAAGAGGUCGACCUAAAAAUCAUAAGAAACCUACCCCUGAUAUCCAUUAUAGGCCGACCGAAUGUUGGAAAGUCUACCAUAUUCAACCGAUUGACGAGGAAGUUCCAAGAGGGUAGCAUAGUCCUAGGAGAAAGCAGCACAAGAGAUAAAAUUUAUGGAGAAGUGGAUUGGGAUGGGUACAAAUUUGAGGUGGUGGACACAGGUGGCCUCAUAUUCGAAGAUGAAAAAUUUUGCAAGCAAAUACGAGAUCAAAUUAUGUUAUCGCUUAAGGAGUCCUCAGUCGUGUUGCUCGUCGUUGAUGGGAUAAACGGCGUCCACCCUGUGGACCUGGAGAUAUGCAGGUUCCUCAGGAAGUAUAUUAAAAACCAGUACAUUAGUAAAAUGGCCACUCGGAAGAAGGGGGCCGACCAGGUUAACGAUGCUGCUGCAGUAGAAAACUCGCCGGAGGGCGCAUCGAGUGAUACGCCAGAAGGAUGCGAAGUGGACAACUGUCAAACGGAUACAACGUCCCGAGGAUCUCACAAUGACAUUGACACGAGGAAUGCACUAACCGAAGAAGACGAAAAUGAUGGGCUGAAGAGAGCCAUGCUAAAAGUCAUCGUAUGCGUGAACAAGUGUGAGUCGUACAAAGAUGGAAAUGUGAAGGCGCAAAAUUUCUGGGAAUUAGGGUUCGGGACGCCCUACCCCUGCAGUGGGAUCCAUGGAAAUGGGCUGAGCGAAAUUUUAGACGAGUGUAUCAAGUAUAUAGAAAAAGUGGAGAUAAACGAAUUGGAAGAAGAAAAAAAUGAAGAAAACACCAUAAAUAUUAGCUUCAUCGGAAAACCAAACACAGGCAAAUCAAGUAUAUUAAAUAAAAUCCUAAAUUGUAACCGUUUCAUCGUUUCUCCAAUAGCAGGAACGACUGUUGAUUCGAUUGACGUUUUAGUAAAGAUUAAAGACAGUGAUAGGAUAUACAGACUGAUUGACACUGCUGGAAUACAAAAAAGGAAAAAAAAUGUUCCCUUUAACGAAAAAACGAAAUAUGAAUACUUACUAUUUAACAGAACGGAGAAGGCUAUCAAACGUAGUGACGUGUGCAUCCUCGUCAUUGACUCGUUUAAUGGAAUCAGCUCACACGAUAUAAAUAUAGCAAGGAAAAUUGUGAAGGAAAAUAAAAGCUGUAUAAUUUGCUGCAACAAAUGGGAUCUAAUAUAUAACAAAAAUGAUAUUUUUAAUGACACCAAAAAUUAUGUUCUUAAUCUUUUAAAGCCAGUUGAUUUUGCGAACAUUCUUUUCAUAUCUGCGAAGACGUCGCAAAGGUUGCUUAACAUAUUCGAUAAUGCUGAAGAGACGUAUAAGCAGUACACAAGGAAAAUAAACACGAACAGUUUGAAUGACGUUAUAAAGGAAGCUCUGCUUCUUAGACCUCCAAUUCCCAUCAGGAACAAGUCGCUAAACAUUUACUACGCCUUUCAGGCACAUAUUAAACCCCCCGGUUUUGUUUUUUUUUGUAAUUCUCAAAAGUGUGCUUACGAAAAUUACACAAAAUAUCUGGAAAGCAGAAUAAGAGAAAGCUUCAACAUACGGGGCACGCCUAUUAGAAUUUACUACAAGCAGAAGAGAAAAAGAAACCUUAUUAAGAAGGUUAAGAACCCGGACAAGUACAACCUAGAUAUUGAGGCCAUACAGAGGGACUUUUUAAAGACGCAAUCUGGUCAAAAAUCCCAGGGGUGA